AUGGGAACUUUUGAUUUCUUCAAACAAUAUGCUGUUUUCUUGGUUUUGUUGUCUAAAGUCACGCCUUGUUUAUCUUUCACUUCAUUUCUGUUUGGUGACUCUUUGGUUGAUGCAGGCAACAAUGACUAUUUGUUUACCCUCUCUAAGGCUGAUUCUCCUCCUUAUGGUAUCGAUUUCAAGCCUUCUGGUGGACAACCAACCGGAAGAUUCACCAAUGGUCGCACAAUAUCAGAUAUUAUCGGUCAAGAACUUGGAGCUACAUCAUUUCCACCACCUUAUCUAGCACCAAAUACUCAAAUUGAUGCACUUACUAGAGGAAUAAAUUACGCCUCGGGAGCAUCAGGAAUUUUGGACAGAACAGGAUUCUUAUUUAUCGGAAGAAUUCCUUUAAGGGAGCAAGUAAAAAAUUUUGAGCAAAGUAGAAACUAUAUGGUGAACAUCAUGGGGGAGAAUGGUACAAGGGAAUUCUUAAAGAAGGCAAUCUUCUCCAUAACAAUAGGAUCCAAUGAUAUGCUAAACUAUGUGCAACCAUCGCUACCCUUUUUCAGCAAUGACAAGGUUUCUCCUACAAUGUUCCAAGAUUUUAUGAUUUCCAACCUGACCUUUCAGCUCAAGCGACUCCAUGAACUAGGAGCUAGAAAGUUCAUCGUGGCUGGACUUGGACCGAUCGGUUGCAUUCCAUUUGUUCGUGCUCUCAAUUUACUACCAAGCGGAAAUUGUUUGGUAGAGAUGAAUGAAUUAAUCCAAGACUACAACAAGGAAGUGAAGAUGAUGCUCAAUGGCUUAAACCAAGAGAUGGGUCCUCAAUCUAUUUUUGUUUAUGCCAACACUUAUGAUAUUGCUCUCAAGGUCAUCCUAAAUUAUCAUCAAUAUGGAUUCGAGAAUGCAAAUGAGCCAUGUUGUGGAGGAUACUUUCCCCCAUCUGUUUGCUUUAAGGGUGCUAAUGAAAACUCACAAUCUGUUUUAUGUGAUGAUCGAUCCAAGUACGUGUUUUGGGAUGCUUAUCACCCGACAGAAGCUGCUAAUAUUAUCAUGGCAAAAGAAUUGCUUGAUGAUGAUGGAGGCAUAAGCUCCCCGAUUAGUAUUCGUCAGCUCUACAACUACAUGUCCUAA
This is a messenger RNA of Dovyalis caffra, 1113 nucleotides long. The record is from the annotation of a GenBank genome assembly. NCBI's taxonomy places the organism in Eukaryota, Viridiplantae, Streptophyta, Magnoliopsida, Malpighiales, Salicaceae.